This is a messenger RNA of Menidia menidia (Atlantic silverside), 1812 nucleotides long. Lineage: Eukaryota; Metazoa; Chordata; Actinopteri; Atheriniformes; Atherinopsidae. The record is from the annotation of a GenBank genome assembly.
UUGGAGAGGGAUCUGCUGCCUGGUGAGAAAUUUGGUUGUCAUAGUUCUGACAUCAAUCUGAUGAUUCAAGUUAUCUCUUAUUUGUUUUUUGACUCAGGCUCAGACAGCCCGACCACACAUACAAAGGAUGUGACCACACACACAAGGGCGAUGAAGCUCAAACACCAGGAACUGCAAGAGCGGCUGGAGCUCUGCAUUCUGGAGCUGAAAAAGCUCUGCAUCCGCGAAGCCGAGCUGACGGGUAAGCUGUCAGAAGAUUAUCCUUUACGGCCUGGAGAGAGGCUUCCACAGAUUCGCAGGCGUAUUGGAGCUGCGUUUAAAUUAGACGAGCUGAACAUCCCACGAAAAUCUGAGGGCUCUGAACUGAAUUUGGUAGAUGCUGAAUUAGCGCUGCAGAUGAAGAUUUAUGAAGCUGCUCGCAAGCUCUGCGAGGAGGUUCACCUGAGCAAGGCGGUUAAGAAGAGCCGCUUAAUGCAGUGCAAACGAGAGGAGAAGAAACUCAAGCAGUUACAAGAAAUGGCCUUUCAGUUGCGUCUGGAGCACGGCCGAUCAUCACCACUCCCUGCUUUUAAUAUUACACAACCAGACCUUGGCACAUCAGAUGACUGUAGCUCUUUAUCUGAUUCUGUAGUGCAAGAUGAAGAAGUCACAAGCCAGUCCUCAGUCCUCCCAUGUUCAGUGAGAGCAGAUCCUCCCCAGCCUCCCCCCAUGUCCCCACAUUCCUCAGCAGACGGCUCCCACAUGUCUCGCCCCGUGGCUCCACAGUCCCCCCUGUUGAACCAUUGUCAAUCUCCCUGUUCUAGUCUUGACUCUAGCUUGAGUUUAAAUCCAAGCUCCGUGUGUGACUCACCUCCCAUCCAACACUCCCCAUGGACAGAGUCUAGUCUUGACCAACCUUACCAGAAGACCAAGAAAUCGCGCUCCUCCAGCAAAACAAGCAGUCCUUCAAAAUCUGAGGUUUUGCCACCAUUGGAGGCUUGUUUAUCUGCUCUGCCACAGCAGCUCUCACAUCUAAAGCUGAGCCGCACCCAGUCAAGCAGUACUCCAUCCACACCUGAGAUGCGUGUGCACCGGCAGCUCUCCCUCAGGUUGUCCAGUCCUGAAUCUUACAUCCAUAAGGAACGGGGCCGCAACAGGGGCCCGAGGAGGCGGCUGACAGAAUAUGGAAUAAUGUCACCAGAGACUCCGUCCCUGCCUCUAAACGGUGCAAACAUAGUGAGCUCUGAGGAUAGCAACUCUGAAAGUUCCUUUUCUUCUUACAAUAGCUCACCGUGUCAGGAGUUACCUUCUGACUUGCCAAAGCAGUAUCAGUCUGCAUUCCCAGUGUCUAGCCCAGUUGGCAGCUAUGGACCGCAAGCCUUUCCACCCGCUAGCUAUCACCGCAGUCCUCGAUAUGUCCUGAGCCCCGGUGUACAGAGACCCUGUUAUACUGAAGAAAUGAUCUACCCAACUGAUAUGGACAUGGCACGGCGCCAUUUCCCACAGCAGGCUCCUUGCACCCCUAAUAGAUACGAAUAUUGGUAUAAAGACGCUGCUGUAACCCAUCAGAGAGCACACAGGCCUUUGCCUCCUGAUAUCCGAUUCACACCCCAGGCACAGCAGUUGGACCAUCCACUCCUCUGUUCCAGUGGACUACCACGGCAGGUUGUGAAUGAGCAUCUGAAGUCGUGGCAUCGUCGCAGUCAGCUCAAAGCACCCAGGUCUCGCUCUCUGGACAGACAGGGAGCAAUCCGACUGAAAAACACUCCACCUAGGGAGCCACCGGGUUACCAGAAUCAGAACUAUCACAACCAAGUAAGUGUUCAAAAGUGA